Messenger RNA from Armigeres subalbatus, 3468 nucleotides. RefSeq names its product histone H4 transcription factor (gene Hinfp). Gene Ontology annotation, cellular component: nucleus. The record is from RefSeq and is a predicted model, not a curated record. Bases 114 to 2105 code for a protein of 663 amino acids. NCBI's taxonomy places the organism in Eukaryota, Metazoa, Arthropoda, Insecta, Diptera, Culicidae. Gene Ontology annotation, biological process: regulation of transcription by RNA polymerase II. The transcript is spliced from 6 exons.
AUAAUCGACAUUUGUUGAUCUGUUGACAAAAUUUGUUCGUGAGUGGCAGGACAGGAUUUGGAAUUUUGUUUUACAAAUCAGAAAGUGUGCAAAAACUUGCUCAUUGCGGAGGAAUGGGCCGCAAACGAAAAAUAGACGCUUCGGCGAAGAUUGCUGUUACUCAAAAACAAAUCAAGAAGGAAGUGCUGCAUGACGAUGAUGCCGGAAAUGAUUCACAAAAAGAGGAGCAAAAAGUAUUUGCUGGUGAAGAUUCCAAGACGAACAAAAACACAUGGAUAGACAAGUGCCAGCAGUGGGUAGCGGAACAGCGAGAACAAGUGGCUGAGCCACCGCCGCCGGAGCCGGAUGUCGAUGAUGAAACACCGAUGGACGAACCGGCGGAACUACCGCCGGGAGCUGCGGAACCGCUUCGUAAAGCACUAAAGCAUUACAACGAGAAGGAAAUAUUGAACUCGGUCAUGUAUGAAUGCGAGUGGCUCAAGUGCGGAUUCGAAACAACCGAAGACAUCGCUUACGUUGCUCAUGUUGAAGCUCAUGCCUUUCAGUAUCUUGAGAAGCAGCAGGAAGAAGAUGAAGAUUUAGUAUGCUUCUGGGACGUAUGCGACUUCCGCACUUCCUCCCGAAGUGAGCUGGAAAGUCACGUGCACUUUCAUGCGUAUCACAAUCGCGUCAAAACGUACGGCGCCAGCCUCAGUAGGAUUAUCAGCAUUCCACGGUGCAACGGCGAUAGCCGUCGGAGAAACUGUAUCGACGGUUUCAAAACGCAGUUCCGAUGCGAGUGGUCCGACUGUGGGGAGCAUUUCAUCAGGGUUCAACCGUUUUUUGCGCACGUGAACUAUCACGUGCACGACCAGUUUCCGGUGGAUCGGAAAUCCACUAAGAAACAGUUGCAAUGUCAGUGGGAUGGAUGCACGCAGGUCUAUCUACGGCGCAGUUUGGCGUUGGAUCACGUGCGCAGACACUCCACGGAACGUUCCAUCGGAUGCUACACGUGCGGCGCUAUAUUCGGGUCGCGGUUGAAGUUCAUGGACCACUGUAGGCGUCAAGUCGAGUACCACAAUCGAGAGUAUCGUUGUCCGGAGUGCGACAAACUGUUCGCAACGAAGCAGCUAAUGAAUGACCAUAAAAACAUUCAUAACAAGAAGUUCAAAUGUCCGUUGUGUCCAAUGAUGUGGCCCUCGAGAAAGGCGAUGACAUAUCAUAUACGAUACCGACACGUUGAUGUGAAGCCUUUCGAAUGUCAUAUUUGUGGUCACCGCACAGUGACAAAAGCUGAUCUGGAAGAACAUGUACUAACGCAUGAUGAAAGGAGGAUGUUUCGGUGCGAGGAAUUUGGUUGUGAAGCCACUUACAAAUGCCAGCGGUCUUUAAAAAAGCAUGUCGAUUCAGUCCAUUAUGGUGCUGGUCCGGGUAUUUACGCAUGCCACCUAUGCCCAAUUCAGUACAAAGCCGGUGCAACAUUGUCGAGGCAUCUGAUCCGGGCCCACCGGUACAAACGGCCACCUGGCUACAACCGAUUCACCUAUCGGGCCAAUCAACACGGCAUUCUGCAAUUAUCUUCGGUAACGCCCGGCGAAGGAAGAGAAUCAUCCGUCGAACAUGAGUAUGUAAUCGAAGAAAUAUCGAGUCCUCCUGACGCCGACAAACCAGAAGUGAUUAAGCCCGAUUAUAGUGAAAACAAUCCAUCACUGCCGGAAACUUUCACCAGUUUCGCCAUCAACGAACUGGAUUCCGUCAAUCCGAACACCAUCUCGAUCAAACUACAGCCGGCGGAAGAACUGCCUAAAUCCGUCUACCAGAAGCGAACCUGCACCGCCACGACAGCCGAAGUGGAAUCAGCGGAGCAGAUGAAUGAUAGCGAAACCACGUCCGACAACACGCUGCCAUGUUUGAACAUGAAGAUUGAAGUCGAGGAGCCGCAAAUAUCGUCGAUAGUGUCUAAAAGCAUCGACGAUUUUACGGUCAUGAAGCGCUACCUGAAGGUGGAGAAAUCGGUGGUGAUUUCCUAUGAGGAAAUGGAUUCCAGCGGCAGCGUGAUACGGAGUGAAACCGUGCAGACAACCGAGUUAAAUCGAGAAAAGCUCCUCAAAGGAGAACUUCCCUAAUUUGUAUUGGCUUCAAUUUUAAUGCAUUGAAUUGGUGUCAGUACUAUUCAUUAUUUUAAUUACCUAUUAAUGUUAAUUAAAUAUUCAACAUGCAAUUUUUAAAAUAUUCAACUGUUUACAAAGCGUUGUUUGUAACAAUUGACCUCUCAUUAAACCAUAAAAUUAAUUUAUCGGUCCUUGAUGCCCUUAAAAAACUGGCCUAAUUGACUUUUUCACUUAUUUAAAGUCAACUUUUCCAAAGAACCAAAAUUUGAGGCCCGUUAAUAUUUUCAAAAUUUAAAAUAAAAAAUGCUGCUCUCUUUUCAAUCAUCAGGUAUCAGGUCAAGGUAUCGUGACGUGCUCUCAGGGUGGAUUGAGCUGGCAACCGAUAGGUAGAUGUAUUCAUCAAGUUAUCAAAAGCAUGAUUGGCAGCAUCGAAUAAGAGCUAUUCAAAUAUUUAUCUAAAGGUCGCCUCACUCUUCGGGAAAAUAUUUCACCGGAUUUUGGUCCCCGUGCAUUUAAAAUGGGCCGGGUUUUUGAUUCUUCGUGUCCAAAUCUCGAAAACGUCGCUUAUGUAAAAAUACAUGAGGAAAAAAUCCGCGUACAAAAUUCCCGAGGUAUGAGGCUUAAAGUUAUUUAGUUGUGCGGGUUUUCUAAAUAAUGUUGCCGCUAACUUAAUUUUGGUGUUACAAGUAAAAUUGGUAGGAGAUCAUGACGUUAAGCAGAUACACCCGAUUCUUUUUUUACACGGGUGGGUUUUAGUUGAUUACGACCGUUAGCGUUGAUGAAACUAUGAGUUAACCCCAUGAAAAAAAUCACAAAAAAUCAAAGAAAAUUCAAGUGGUAUUUGAAAAGCUGUGAAAAAUCAGGUUAACCGGGAAAUUAAAGAAUACCAACCGUGUAAAAAAAAAUUGGGUGUAGAUGUUAAAAAACUAAAUUUUCUGUGUCUGAAACUCGAUUUAUGCAUAUGGACAACAUAUGAUAGAUUUAGUUCGUAAAAGGUAUUGGAGGGUAACCACUCCCUUGGGUGCUUUCCCAACUUGGUUUCAUCAGUACCCGCUAAGCUACAGAGGACGACGGAGGUCCUUCGUAGCUUAGUUGGAAAGGAAUACGUCUAGCGAUACAAUAUCGUUCACAGGAAGAUUUUAAUCCUUUAAAAAACAACAGAUUCAAUUCCCGGAAACCUUUCUUAGUAGGUACCUGCUCUCUAGCUGAUCCGUAGUCAACAAACCAUCCGAAGCACAGUACGAAACUUUUAAGGGGGGAAUGAGUUUGUCUUCAAUACUGUUCCUCAUGGUAACCUACGUAAUCAUGGUCGGUACGAUUGACAGUGUACCAAAAGGGUGGUGGAUACCACCAGCCUUGCUGCCACUUUGGUAUACAC